This is a messenger RNA of Pseudophryne corroboree (corroboree frog), 10096 nucleotides long. It is a transcript of the gene GOLIM4, whose product is annotated as golgi integral membrane protein 4. The transcript has 16 exons. The coding region runs from base 383 to 2458 and encodes 691 amino acids. Gene Ontology annotation, cellular component: Golgi membrane; Golgi apparatus. NCBI's taxonomy places the organism in Eukaryota, Metazoa, Chordata, Amphibia, Anura, Myobatrachidae. The record is from RefSeq and is a predicted model, not a curated record.
GAAGGAGGCAGAGCUGGAGGCCCCGAUACUGUGCGGCUCCAGGCUCACAUUCAGCGGUAUCUCUGCGGGGAUGGCAGGCAGGAGGCAGCAGGCUUCCUUUGUUUAGGUGCAAAACAUAAUCUGUGAGCCUCGGCGGCAGCAGCAGCAGCAGCGGCAGCGGCAGCACACACACACAUACAUAGGAGGGCGCAGUACACACAGAGCGGCGGAGUAGCAUGCUGGACCCCUGCCUGCGCCGCACUCCCGGGGAAGGACGAGUCCGCAGCGCUGGGAAGAAAUAAAGUUGAGAGAAGCUGCCCACAGUACUGCGCUAUGCCUGCAGCCCCCCCGGAGCCCGCGUCUGCGCCCCUCUGACCGAGCAUGAGCCUGAGCCCAUGAGACUAUGGGAAACGGUAUGUGCUCCAGGAGACAGAAGCGGCUGCUGCAGGCUCUCGCCUGCCUGGCCGUGACCGUUGCCUUCAUCUAUGGGGCCAUGGUGAACUACGAGCUGCAGAGCCAGCUGAGGAAAGCCGAGGCAAUGACUGUGAAGUACCAGCAGCACCAGGAGUCCCUGUCCGCACAGCUACAAGUUGUGUAUGAACACCGAUCACGGUUGGAAAAAUCUUUACAAAAGGAAAGACUUGAACUCAAGAAAGCAAGAGAAGAUCAUCUUGUUUAUAAACUAGAAGCACAAGAAACCUUGAAUAAAGGAAGGCAAGAUUCAAAUUCCAGAUAUAAUGCUCUCAGCGUACAGCACCAAAUGUUAAAGAGUCAGCACGAGGAUCUAAGAAAGCAGCAUAGUGAGCUGCAGACUGAACACCAGAAAUUAGGAGAGGACCUAACCAAAACAUUUAGUGAUCACAAAGAGAAAUAUCUAGGGCUGCAGCAAGAGAAGGAGCAGGAAGUGUCAAAGCUCAAAGAAAGCAUCUACAACCUGAGAGAAGAGAAUAAACAGCUGAGGAAAGCUCACCAGGACAUCCACACUCAGCUACAUGAUGUCAAGCAGCAACAUAUGAACUUGCUUUCUCAACAUGAACAAGUUGUAAUGAGCUUGGACAACCACAAGAGUGCACUGGCUGCUGCACAGAAACAAGUUGAAGAAUUUGCACAGCUUAAACAUGCUUUGAAUAAAGUGUCAAGUCUUCGGCAAUCAGAAAUUAUUACUCAAGCUGCAAUGCCUAGAAUCCUUCCAUCAGUUUUAACUAUGAAGGGACAAUACAAACAAUUACCACAGACAAAUAUUGAAGCACAGCAAGAGUCUGAGCAUGAAGGUACAGUCACACAGAGCAAGGCUGCUAAUGAAAAGGUUGAACAUCAGGACACAGAGAAGACGGAACUUCAUACAGUAGAUGAGGACACUAGUCCACCGCAGGAAGCUGGGCCAGUCACAGAGCAUCCUGUGGAGGUAGAAGAAGAACAUAAAAAAGAGUUGGAGGAGGAAGAGAUGGAGCAGGUGGGGAAGCCGGAACGCUUGGUGGAAGAGCAGGAUCAAGUGCAAGAGGAACAAGAGCAGCAAAGACAGUCAGAUCGUGAUCAGAGACCUGCAGGAAACGAAGAAGAGGAGGAUGAAGAGACCAACAUGAUGCAAGAACAGGAACAUGUUGAGAGGGAUCAAACAGCGAAGCCUCAAAUCAAGUAUAAGUCUGCCUACAAGGAACAGUUGUUGCAGCAGAAGCUGGCAGCCCAGAAAGAGGAGCAAGCCAGGAUUCUCCAAGAAAAGCAAGACUCUCUGUACCAGCACAGGCUCAAAGAACACAUCCUGCGCCAGCAGCAAAUGCAUGAAAAUGACCUUGAGAUGGAGAGGCAAAAUAAGUUCAAAGAAACCCACAUAGCAGACAAGCUAAGGGAACAAGCACAUUACGAUAACAUGGACCAUGAUAUUGUACAAGGAGAGGAAGAGCAACAUUUGCAGGAAGAAGGAGGAGCUUACGAAAGAGACAAUCAUCAAGAUGAAGCUGAAGAAGCAGAUGAUGCAGGUAAAGAUGCAAAUGAGGAGCAAGCUAUGGAUCAAGAGGCUGCGAGCAGAGAGCGCCACAAGGCUGCUGCAGAGGAGGUCAACCCUGCAGAUGAUCCCAAUAACCAAGGGGAAGAUGAAUUUGAAGAGGCAGAACAGGAGAGAGAGGAGAACCUGCCAGACGAGAAUGAAGAGCAGAGGCAGAAGCAGAGCCAGGCAGAGAAACAAGAGCAUUUAGUGAUGGCUGGGAAUCCUGACCAGCAAGAGGAUAAUGUUGAUGAACAGUACCAGGAGGAAGGAGAGGAGGAGGUCCAGGAAGAUCUAACAGAAGAAAGAAAAAGGGAACAAAAUGCUGAAGAUCCAUAUGGGGAAAAUGAUGGGGGAAAACAGAUUGGGGCAGAGCGGAAUCGUGAAGCGCUGCAUGAAGAGCGAAAAGAAAACCAUGAGGAUAACUAUGAAGAAGAGGAGGAAGAGGAGGAGGAGGGAGUACCUGGAGCAAAAAGCAAGCGUCGGGCAGAAAUGUGAUGUCCUUUAUGUCCUGCUGCAAAUUCCAAGCUGGCCUUUUUCUGUCCUGUCUUUUUAUAUUUUUGUAUUAGAACACGAGAGAUUUAUAUAAAAGCUGUAUUUUAUUACAUGAAGCUUCUUUUAUUAACUUUAGGCGUUGGCUACAAUUUCAGAAUGCAAAAGCUUUUAUUAACAAUCCAUUCCUGUGAAUGGAAUGGAAAUAGGUAGGAGAUUUCGUCUCCUAUGCACAACAAAUGCAGUAUACGGUAGUAUUGAGUACUACCCUUUAUAGGACAGUGAGUUUGUAGGUUCUGUGCCUUACAUCCCUUUUUAUAAGAGGGAGUUCAGACCUUUGGCCUGCUAUAUUUAUUACUUGUAAUAUAUCCCAGUAAUCAAGGUCUUCCUGAAAUAAUUAUGCAAUGGUGAUUGAAAUAAACUUUAAUGGGAAUGAAGUGCAUAAAGAGGAGUAACUCUGAUUAUGUGAAACUAACUGAUCAUAUAUUGGGUGUCAUUUACAAUUAAGAGCAAAGCAAAACUAAGGAGCAGAUUUGCUCAUGGUGACCCAUGUUACAGUACAAGGGCUACAAAUGUAUUUAUCAUUGUUUCUACUUGUUGGGAAAAGACUGGCCUCUUUUACACAAAUCAUGGACAGCUUUAUAUGUGCAAGUGAUUCCAACUCUGAAUCUACCUGCUCGUCUAGCAUUUGCCCUAUGCUGUGUAACAGUGGUUUUGUAAAGAUGGAAAUGUGUAUUUACUUUGCCACGAACUCAGGCCCAGUGUGUUGAAAAUACAUUUUUAUACAGAAUAGUAGUUAUUGUAACUGCUGUAUGCCGUCAUUGUAUGUGCAGAAACCAUACUUACCUUCUCUCCUGGAACAGCUGGAAGAUUCCUGAAUUUUGGGGAACUCUUCCAGACUUCCGAGAGAGUAGACCAGCUCCCGGAACAUCCCGCAUCCCUAGAGAAGUGGGCAGCUUGGGGGCUUGAUGAUGCGUUUUGUUGUGAAUAGCAACAUCAUGACCUGCUACUCCAUGCUGCACAAUGUCCCGAUUCCCCGCACCAUACAAUCUUUCACCUCUGACCUGGGCUUCUCCUCCGGUGUCUCCUGGGAAAGUAUUCUGCAUAUAUAGCAUAUCCACACAGCAAUUAUCUCUGCUGUCUAAAUUAAUAUAUUUUCUAUAGUCAAAAGUACAAUCAGAAAAUAAUGGAAAGGUCGGCUGUUCUGUCUGAUAUGUCCAUUUGCUUAAACCACAGCACAUGGAGAACUGUUUCUUAAAUGUUAUCUAUUACUGAAUGGAAAACUAAACCACAAGACUGACAUUUCCAUUGAUCAGUUAGGAAGGUAAAUUGUUUAGUUUCGAAAAAGAAAAAAAAAAUGAAAGCAAGGUUAUACAGUUCUGCCACCAUCUACAUUCAGAUAAAGCUCCUUACACAUAUUUAGGACACAGUUAUAAAUGGUUAUGCUGUAUAACAAAUAGAGAUGAGCGGGUUCAGAUUUACUCGGUUCUUUACACAAGAAUUAUCGCCAUUUCUUAUUUUCUAGAUAUUUCUUAUUGGUUAACCAAAACACGUGAUGUCCGAUAGCCAAUAAGGAGAUUCAGGUAAAUCCGAGUAAAACCGAACCCGCUCAUCUCUAGUAACAAAGGUCUCAUUACAAGUCAUACCUAGAACUAGUUAUGCUCUGCUUGGUGUAGGAAUUCAGAACAGAAUCCGUGCAGAACAGUUCUGUUUGAUUGUAGACUUGUAGUCAUAGAAGCUCUGGCUUGGCACUUGUGUAGCCAGAGAAGCAUCUCUCUCCUAAGUAAUAGAACAGACAGCAUUCUGUGCAAAAUAUAUGGUUUAUUUCAGUUUUUCAUUAAUGCUCAGAUUAUAUUGUACUGUCUAAAGGUGUCUUAUUAAUAUUAGCUUUGUUUUUCCUUAUGACAAUCUCAGUAUAUAAUGAAUUAUCCUGAAUAUUUAUGCACUGUACUCUACUCAUCCAUGAUCAUUCCUCAAAUUCAGGAAUAGGAGCUGUGUACUGACACUACAAAGUGUUUGUCUGUUAUGUUGCUCUCACAUAUCACACAUUGCUAGACAACUUGGCACUACUGAAUGUGAGAUGCUUGGAAGAAUUUUCAUGUACUGUACAGACUGGCAGGGUAUAAGUUACGUGAAAUUUAUACAAAAUAAGUUCUCCAUCGCAUUUACAGUAUAAUGGCACAAUAAACUCUCAAUCUAGUGUUUCCAAUUGUAUUUCAGUUUGGGAGUUGAUUAUAUUUCAGACUGUAAUUGCCUUAAAUGGCCAUUUUAUUGCAAAACUUUUUAACUCUUAUCUUUUCUUAAUUUAAAAAACAAAAGCAAAGGUACUUCCAUGUCAGAAUGGGGCGUUGUGAAGCCAGGCAUGUGUUAAAUUAUUUUGAAAGUAAUUUUAAUACUGGAUGGUGUAUCUUACACCUCCCCCCUUCCCCCAUUUUUUUACAUGGUAAUCACUUCUCCCCUUCAAGGUAGUACAGGAAUAAUUGAGUAGAAUACAAAAUGCUUAUACUGAGCAUUUACUGAGAAAGAAAGAAAGGCCCCUUUCAUACUUCCACUCUUCAACAGUCUUUGUUGGUAAAUGGAAAUUGACCCAAAGUGCUUAAGAGUUUCAAUGAAACGCAUUCUAUGCCAGCUCUGUCUGUUACUUGUGUGUGCGCUAACAGCAGUGAAUAAUACACUGAGGCUGUGCUGAGUAGUGUAUGGGGAUUACUAACAAUGCAUAGGUGAGCUCUGUUACAAAUGGAACUUGCACAGCUUUCUACCUUAGCAGUCUGGAGCAUUGAAGUCACAAUGCUGUUAAUAACUCUCUACUGUUUCCAACAUGGACUUUUUAUUUCCACCGAUUUGCAUUAAAUAAUCCCCAAAGAAGAAUGUCAGCGUAUUCUUAACAAGUAUAUAUAAUUGAAACAAAAAUAAACAUACUGAAACCUGGGUCACAGAUUGUUUAAGUACCGGCGCUUAAAUCAAUUAGAUGUGUAUCAGUGUUCCAGUUGCUGAGUGAACAGAGCCUGCCAAGCUAUGUAUAUUGAAAUGAAACAAAUAAAUAUAGAAAAAAACACUGCACUUGGAACACCAGUGUUCCAAGCGCAGUGUUUUUUCUAUAUUUAUUUGUAUUCUUAACAAGGACAAAUUAGUCUGUAGUCAACUAAAACCAGGCCACAAUGUUAUGCGUGAUUGGCCUCCAUGUUUCUUACACCAGUCCUAAAAUCUUUACCUGUAAUAAUCCGCUAUCACAUUGGAACAUUAUGAUAGAUCACAGUUUUUCAGUGGUCCUUUCACUGUGUCAGUGAUGCUGAUGAAUCCCCAUUAAUUGUGUCCGUAUUGGAAGUACUGUGUGUAUACCUUUUCUUAUAAAGUUUAGAACGAUAAUGACUGCUGUAUAUUGUUGAUUCAAAGUGCUUUCUGAUCAGCAGCAAUUCAGAUUAUGCAAGUGUAUUUACAUUCUGUAAAUGAUUGGUGGUAUUUCUAAAAUAAUACCCUUUACCUCAGAUAUUGAUAACUAUUGUGCACAAAUCAGCAGUCUCUGAAAUGGUACUUAACUGGAGUUGGUUUGCACAUAAUGAUUUUAAUAUAUAUUUAUAGAUAAUUGGAUGUCAUAGGGACAGGCUGAGGAACAUACAGUAUAUUGUAACAUGGAUCAGCGAGAUAUACUUUCUCUGAUCCUUCAUAUAUAUUCUAUGAUCAUUUGACUGAUGUUCUGUCAAAAUCUUUUUUAUUAAUCUGCUGUAAUACGAUCUUAAUGUGGUUAUUGUACAGAUCUCUUGUUAACCAAAAAUUAACAAAGCUUCUAAAAAGGCGUAGGCAAUUAGUGGCAUGCUGGGACUUGCAGUCACUUGUUGCAUGCAGUGCCACAUUUUUCCCUACCUUUCUAUUAAACAUGCUGCACAUUAUUCUCCAAUUUCUUAUAAAGAAUACAUACAGUAUUUACUGCCUCACAGCACUGGGAUCAUGUAUGUUCUCCCUGUGUUUGCAUGGUUUCCCUCCAGAUUCUCCAUUUUCUUUCCACGCAUACAUGCUAUCAUAGGUUAAUUAGCUUCUGGCAAGAAAAGAAAAAAAUGAACUGUAGCAUGCGUCUGUUGUAGAGACUAUAGCUUGUAAGAUCCACUGGGGCAGCGACUGAUUUAAAUGACUAAAUAUUGUCUGUAAAGCGCUUUAUAAUACAGUGCAUCCUGAAAGUAUUCACAUUGCUUCACUUUUUCCACCUUUUCUUAUCUUACAGCCUUAUUCCAAAAUGGGAUAAAUUUAUUUUUUCCCCUCAAAAUUAUACACACAAUAAUGACACAAAAUGACAAUGUGAAAAAGGUUUUUUUUUUUGAGAUUUUUGCAAAUUUAUUAAAAUUAAAAAAACGAAGAAAUCACAUGUACAUAAGUAUUCACAGCCUUUGCUCAAUAUUUGUUGAUGCACCUUUGGCAGCAAUUACAGCCUCAAGUCUUUUGGAAUAUGAUGCCACAAGCUUGGCACACCUAUCUUUGGGCAGUUUUGCCCAUUCCUCUAUGCAGCGCCUCUCAAGCUUCGUCAGGUUGGAUGGGAAGCGUCGGUGCACAGCCAUUUACAGAUCUCUCUAGAGAUGUUCAAUCGGAUUCAAGUCUGGACUCUGACUGGGCCACUCAAGGACAUUCAUAGAGUUGUCCUGAAGCCACUCCUUUGAUAUCUUGGCUGUGUGCUUAGGGUCGUUGUCCUGCUGAAAGAUGAACCAUCAGCCCAGUCUGAGGUCAAGAGCGAUCUGGAGCAAGUUUUCACCCAGGUUGUCUCUGUACAUUGCUACAUUCAUUUUUCCCUCUAUCCUCACUAGUCUCCCAGUUCCUGCCAUGGAAAAACAUCCCCACAGCAUGAUGCUGCCACCACCAUGCUUCACUGUAGGCAUGGUAUUGGCCUGGUAAUGAGCGGUGCCUGGAUUCCUCCAAACACAAAGCCUGGCAAUCAUGCCAAAGAGUUCAAUCUUUGUCUCAUCAGACCAGAUAAUUUUGUUUCUCAUGGUCUGAAAGUCCUUCAGUUGCAUUUUGUCAAACUUCAGGCGUGGCUUCCGUCUGGCCACUCUACCAUACAUGCCUGAUUGGUGGAUUGCUGCAGAGAUGGUUAUCCUUCUGGAAGGUUCUCCUCUCUCCACAGAGGAAUGCUGCAGCUCUGACAGAGUGAUCAUCAGGUUCUUGGUCACCUCCCUGACUAGGGCCCUUCUCCCCCGAUUGCUCAGUUUAGACGUCUGGCCAGCUCUAGGAAGAGUCCUGGUGGUUCCGAACUUAUUCCAUUUACAGAUGAUGGAGGCCACUGUGCUCAUUGGGACCUUCAAAGCAGUAGAUAUUUUUCUGUACCCUUCCCCAGAUUUGUGCCUCGAGACUAUCCUGUCUCGGAGGUCUACAGACAAUUUCUUUGACUUCAUGCUUGGUUUGUGAUCAGACAUGCACUGUCCAAGAGUGGGACGUUUUAUAUAGACAAUGUGUGGCUUUCCAAAUCAUGUCCAGUCAACUUAAUUUACCACAGGUGGACUCCAAAUAAUCUGUAGGAACAUCUCAAGGAUGAUCAGUGGAAACAGGAUGCACCUGAGCUCAAUUUUGAGCUUCAUGGCAAAGGCUGUGAAUACUUAUGUACAUGUGAUUUCUUCAUUUUAUAUUUUUAAUAAAUUUACAAAAAUCGCAACAAAAACUUUUUUCACAUUGUCAUUACGGGGUAUUGUGUAUGUAGAAUUUUGAGGGAACUAUGAAUUUAUUCCAUUUUGGAUUACAUAACAAAAUGUGAAAAAAGUGAAGUGCUGUGAAUACUUUCCAGAUGCACUGUAUGUAUGUGCUACAUAAAUAACCACAGCUUGAGUCUUCCAUAUCCGGAAAUCCGAUAUCCAAAAUAUUCUGAAAUCCAACAUUUUUUGAAUGUGAUUAGAAUAGUGACACCUUUUGGUUUUUGAUGGUUUGGUGUACACAACAAUGCACAUUAUCGAUAAUGUAUAAAAUGACCUUCAGGCUACGUGUAUAAGGUUUAUAUGAAAUAUAAAUGCUUUCUGUAUAUAGACUUGGGCCCCAUCCCGAAUAUAUCUCAUUAUCGCAUGCAAAUAUUCCCAGAUACGGAAUCCAAAAUACUUCUAGUCCCCAGCAUUUAGGAUAUGGAAGUCUCAUCCUGUAGUAAAAAUAUUUCUGUGUGUGUGUGUGGGGGGGGGGGGGGGGUAACCAAUUCUGUGGAAUGAACCAUAAAUGCCUUGCUGAGUUUCAACUUGAUGCCAUAACUUUAGUAGUAGUUCUGACACAGUGAUACAUACUGAACAUUCUAUUUUAUUCUAAGAGAGGUAUCAAAAUCUGUCACAAUCGGAGAUUCGUAAUAUUCAUUACACUACUAGUUUAUGUAAAACACUGUAAAAUAAGGUAUAUAGCUGAAGUGAACAGCACUGGGUUUUUUUCUCCUGUUGAUUCAACUGGAACACAAGUCAUACUAAUUAUUUUGUGUUUUUAAAGUGGUUUUCUAUAUUUACUAUAUCAUUAUUGUAACUUGCAGGAUUUGCUUUAUUCUCAUCAGUCUCUAAAAACAAACCAAUUAAUGUAUUUUGUACAUUCAAAUUAAUAUUAAGCAAAGCCACUGGCAGAAUAGUUGAUUAGUCUUGCCUAUUAUAUUUGUAGGUAUUUGAUAUAUUUUCACAUUGAUUUCAUUUAUAAGAAUAACCUAUAUGAAGGAACUAUUAAACUAAAGGACAACCAGGAGCCAGGGGCUGGCUGUAAUGCCGUCCGAGUUGGUCUGAAGGUGCUGGUGGCCGGCCAAACUCUGAUUUUUUUUUUUUAAAGUGCAACUCAAUUACAAGGCAUGGUUGCCUUGUAAUGAUUGCCACUUUACAAAAAGUCAUAGUUUGUCCGUCAAACCGCACCUCCGGCUAACUCGAACAGCAUUACAUCUGGCCCCAGUUAUGAAAACAAGCUGUAGAACCAUCCUUGUAAUUACAGGUAAAUUGAAAACGGUUUGGUUUAGUUCAGAACAUGUUAUAUUUUGGGUCUUCCUGAGGUCUCAAAUCAAUUUGCAUACUGAAUUAUAUAAACUCUAUUCAAAGGGGAAUAUUUGUUUGUGCAAUUGUGUUUUCUUAUGUCAUCUUGUACAUUUCCGUUAAUUAAAAAAAAAAAAAUACCAAUUUGCAGUAAUAUGAAAUAAUGUAUUUCGAUAACAUUUGUUUGACCCAGGUUUAAGAGUUUUAAGUGAGCACUCAAAAUCAAGUUUCCUAGUAGUCCUAAAAUUGUGACUAAUUAAACAAAUUGACCAUCUGCAGAUUUGCUUAUCGCCUGUGUUAGUCUGUUAGUCUGGCAUCAGGAAUCGCACCACACCUAUGCAACUUUACUGUUCAUAAUUCUGUUUUAUAAUGUGUGAGGUUUAGUUUGUUUCUUUAGGUGCUGCUGAUAAACAUAGGAAAGUUGCGUCUGUUUUUUAUAUCGACAUGCAGGAUAUAAGUUGUCGAUUUUCAGCAUUUUAUAUUUAAAAAUAAAAAGUUUGUCUUUGUUUUGUAAAAUGUAUAAUAUGUACAUACGUAUUUCAAAAAACAAAGAUUUUUUUUGUAUGUUUUUAGUUUGUCUUUUCAUUGAUCGUUCUGGCAUUAAAGUUGUUCAUCAGUCUAACACCAACAAUGUUGCUACCUAUAUGAAGCAAUAAAUGAUUUUACAACAAUAAAAUGUCUGUCGGGCUUU